ACCUCUACCCAGCAGCCAGCCCAGCGCCGCCCCCCACCCGCCAAUCAGGUCCGAAUUCUCCCCGCCUCGACCCCAUUCCCGAACUCAUUCCUCGUCGUGUGAUACGCGUGUACUGGAGACCGCUGUCCAACUGAGUCUGCAAGAUGUCGUUCUCCGACCUGCCGCUCGAGCUCGUCGACGAGAUCGUCCGCGAAGCCGUGAGAGUCUGCCGCAUCAGUAACAAGCAGAUGCUACGCCUGCGUCUCGUCAACCACGCCUUCGAUGCUGCUGUGGAGCGCACCGCCUGGAUCGCCGGCGCCUUCGACCACCGCUUCCAAGGCAUUUUGUCGGAGCCGACCCGAGAGCGCAAGGCCUUCUGGCUGCGCUACAUCACUCGCCGGACCCUGCGUCCCGCUGCGCGUCUGCCCCGCCCUGGCGGCCACCUGCGGCUGCUGAGAGACCACGCUGAAUUGGCCCUGCACCGUCUACACGGACAACAGAGCUCCGACGGCGUUACCGCUGCCCAAUUUAAGGAGUGUGUCAAUGAGAUGUGCCGGCUUCUCGACAGACAACCGGGCGUCUCAAGACCAGGCCACGCGAUCGAGAGGGUAGCUGACGAGUCGUUCCUGGUCGUUGCCGCUCAUAUGACCGACCUCGAACUCGCACGUCAGAUCAUUGAGGACCCCAUCCGAUGUAACUACUCCGAGUAUAAUAGCCGCGUACCGGAGAUGAAAUUUCUUGAAGCUGGUCGAAUAACCAACUGGUAGCGUCUCGGCGGCGUCCUAGUUCCUGUUGAGGAAUAUAAUGGGUAGACAUACCA
This is a messenger RNA of Durotheca rogersii, 799 nucleotides long. RefSeq lists its product as uncharacterized. Bases 144 to 746 code for a protein of 200 amino acids. The transcript is spliced from 3 exons. NCBI's taxonomy places the organism in Eukaryota, Fungi, Ascomycota, Sordariomycetes, Xylariales, Xylariaceae. The record is from RefSeq and is a predicted model, not a curated record.